UAUAAAUUAAAAUUAUCGUAAAAACAUACCGGUUUUUUAAACGAUGCAUACUAUAAUGAUAUUUUGACAUAAGCACUAAAUUGUUUGUAAAUAGUUUUCUGAUCGACUUUUCAGUUAAAGUUUUUUAAGUUAUCAAGGAGAACGUAAUAGAAACAUUUAUUUGUUGUCAUCAUGUAAGAGAUAAGUUUCUGUUUGAAGAAAUUAAGAACUGAAGUUUACUAAGAUCUGCCGAUACUUGAAUUCCAAGAUAAUUUAGAGAAAUUAAGAAUAGAAAUGGAAAUGUUGGGAGAAACUGAAAAUGUAACUGGAAGUGUUGACCAGAAAACAGUAGAAAAUGCUGAUGUCAAACAUUGUUUGGAUGAAAAAACUGAGCUUCGGUUAAUAAACGAAGAACUGACGGAAUGUAAGAUGGAAAUGGAUGAACAAAAGUUGGACGUUAGUGGAGGAGAAGUUUCAACAUUCCGGAAGUACAGUUUACGUGAAGUCAAGCCAGUGAUCAAACCUUUUCAACACUACAUCAAAAUGAGGAUGAGGAACCACCAAAUCAAGAGUGAGUUUGAAGAGCAGUACAUGUGUGAAGUGUGCUACAAAAUAUCCACAUCACUAUCAUCUUACCGCACUCACAUGAAGCAGCAUUCUGUUAUAAAAGAGUAUUUGUGUUCACAAUGUGAUGAUGUCUUCAAAACUAACCGACAGUUGUGUGACCACAAAGUCCAAUCUCACAAGGACGGCUGCUUCUCGUGCCAGGAAUGCCAACUGGCAUUCUCUGAUCAUUACACAUACCUCCUCCAUACAUUUCAACACAUCAGACCACCAUACAUUUGCCCUGAAUGCCGCACACCUCUAUCUAAAUAUAAAUCCUUAGCUGCCCAUUUGAAAAUUCACUUCAAUGAUUUAGUCGAAUGCCACAUAUGUCAUAAGGAGGUGCGUCAGAUGAGGCUAGCUGAGCAUAUAAGAGAUCACAAGGGAGGUGUUGUCUGUGUGGAGUGCGGGAAGGUGUGUAACAAUAAAAAAAGCUAUGAUUAUCAUUUAAUUUCUCACACCGGAGUCAAGCCCUACCAAUGUCUGUAUUGCGGCAAGGGAUUCUCUACUGCCAACCAAAUGAAGACCCAUACAGCAGUCCACACGAAUAUAAGACGUUAUAAAUGCGAUAUCUGUCACCAAGAGUUCAAACAGCACACAGAUUUGACUCGCCACAAACAGGGACACGAUGGAUUGAGGUUUAUCUGUGAUUACUGUGGGAAGAAGUUCAAACAGAAGUUGUAUUUGGCCUACCACAUACGUAACCACACAAACUACAGGCCCUACAAGUGUCCUAACUGUCAGUCAUCAUUUACGACUCUUGCUAGUCUCAGAUCACACAUACAAUAUACUCAUGUGUCCAAAAGAAAGUUCUUCUGCCUCAUAUGUGAUUACGGUUUCCGAGUGCAUUGUCAAUACUUGAGACAUUUGAGAUCCAAACGACAUUUACAGAAUGCAUUCAGUUCAGAGGAAAAUAAUCAGACUAAUAUUUUAUUCUCUUUGAAUAAACGGAAUAGAAUAUUGGAGGUCACUGAUUUAAUAAAUAAAUUGCGGGAGCAUGUUGUUUUUAUUAAAUCCAACUAAUAUUAAGUCAAUUUGUAUGUGAAAUUCGUAUUUAAGGUCCAAGAACCAAGUAACCACUUACACCAUAUAUAUAUAUAUAUAUAUAUACAAACAGUAUGCGUAUGUGUAUAUAUAUAUAAACAUAUUAACAGUAUAUUUUUGUUUUAUAUAAGUUAUGUACAAUUAUUGAAGGCGGUCAUUACAGCACUCUCAUAU
Danaus plexippus (monarch butterfly) is the source of this 1800-nucleotide messenger RNA. Its product is annotated as zinc finger protein OZF-like. The coding region runs from base 274 to 1605 and encodes 443 amino acids. The transcript is spliced from 2 exons. Gene Ontology annotation, molecular function: RNA polymerase II cis-regulatory region sequence-specific DNA binding; DNA-binding transcription factor activity. Gene Ontology annotation, biological process: regulation of transcription by RNA polymerase II. Lineage: Eukaryota; Metazoa; Arthropoda; Insecta; Lepidoptera; Nymphalidae. The record is from RefSeq and is a predicted model, not a curated record.